CCAGCAGCCAAUGGCGGAGCCGGCGGCGCCCCCGCCUUUCCUGCCCGGCCAAUAGAAACUUACUACUAUGUUAUUGGGGGGAGGGGGCGCGGGGUCUGGGGCCGCUGGCGCCGGUGGGUGAGGAGGCAGCGGCGCGCCUGGAGCCGGCGGGAUCCCCCGCUCUCCCGCCCCGGUGUGUGAGGAGAGACCGCCCGGCCGGUUUCAUCAUGACAACAGAGAAGAGUCUAGUGGCUGAGACCGAGAAUCCUAAGCAGCAGCAGCAAAAAGAGGAGGAGGUAGCUGCUGAAACACAGAAGCAAGAGGCUUCUUUGGAGGAGGCUUCCGAACAGGCAUCUGAGGGGCAUAAUCAAACGGGACAGAAACAGAAGGCAUCCAACGGUGAUACCCCCACACACGAAGACCAGAGCAAGAACAAAGAGCGCUGCACUUCUGAGAGUCGGGGCCUGUCACGCCUAUUUUCAUCAUUUCUCAAAAGACCCAAGUCUCAGGUUUCUGAAGAAGAAGGCAAAGAAGUGGAGAUUCCACAAGAGAAGGGUGAAGGAGGUCAGAAAGAGACAGAUCUAGGAGCCAGUCCUAAUGAAGAAAUCCUGCUGAAGGCCCCAAUAGCAGCUCCUGAACCUGAACUCAGGACUGACCCAUCUUUAGAUCUUCAUUCACUAAGCAGCGCAGAAACGCAGCCUGCUCAGGAGGACAGGAGAGAAGAUCAAGACCCAGAGAGCAGAGACCUUGAGAUUAAGGAAGGAGACGGAGUGCAGGAAGAGUGUUCCAAGGCAGAGUUGAAAAGAGAGAGCCCUGAGACAAAAACAGGCCAAGAAUUAAAAGCCACCCAGAAAUCAGUAAGAAGACACAGAAAUAUGUACUGCAAGGUUUCCUUGCUGGAUGACACCAUUUACGAGUGUGCAUUGGAUAAACAUGCCAAGGGUCAGGAUCUGCUUAGAAAAGUAUGCGAGCACCUCAAUCUUCUGGAAGAAGACUACUUUGGACUGGCCAUAUGGGACUCUCCAACUUCCAAGACAUGGCUGGAUUCUGCCAAAGAAAUAAAAAAGCAGGUUCAUGGAGCCCCCUGGAACUUUACAUUCAAUGUGAAGUUUUAUCCACCAGAUCCAGCACAGCUGACAGAGGAUAUAACCAGGUAUUAUUUGUGUCUUCAGCUUAGACAUGACAUUGUUACAGGGCAUCUGCCUUGUUCCUUUGCAACACUGGCCCUGCUGAGUUCUUACACAGUCCAGUCUGAAUUGGGAGAUUAUGACCCGGAGUUACAUAGCUCAGAUUAUGUCAGUGAGUUUAAACUGGCCCCAAACCAGACAAAGGAACUUGAAGAAAAAGUCAUGGAACUACAUAAAACAUACAGAUCCAUGACUCCAGCACAAGCAGACCUUGAAUUUCUUGAGAAUGCAAAAAAGCUAUCUAUGUAUGGAGUAGACCUUCACCAAGCCAAGGACUUGGAGGGAGUUGACAUCAUUCUGGGAGUCUGUUCCAGUGGCCUUCUUGUCUAUAAAGAUAAACUGAGAAUCAACCGCUUUCCUUGGCCCAAAGUGCUGAAGAUUUCCUACAAACGCAGCAGCUUCUUCAUUAAGAUCCGGCCAGGGGAGCAUGAACAAUAUGAAAGUACCAUUGGAUUCAAACUACCUAGUUAUCGGGCAGCUAAGAAACUGUGGAAAGUCUGUGUUGAACAUCACACUUUUUUCAGGCUAACUUCCCCUGAAGCACUUCCCAAAAGCAAGUUCCUGGCACUGGGCUCUAAAUUUCGUUAUAGUGGACGGACGCAGGCCCAGACAAGACAAGCUAGUGCAUUGAUUGACAGACCUGCUCCGCAGUUUGAACGAACAGCAAGUAAACGGGCAUCUAGAAGCCUUGAUGGAGCUAAACAUACGUCUCAAAAAAUUGAGGUCAGACCUAUAUUGGAGGAGAAGCGGGAGGAUGUGGUGAUGGUUGAGAUUCCAGAAUCAAAACCUGUGGAACAGUUCCGAGAGAAGCCAGCCAAAAAUACUUUUGAAAAUAUUGAGAUGAAACCAAUAGCAGAAGAAGAAGAAGAGGAGAAAGUGGAGGUGUUUAAGGUUACUGUUCCAGAAUCAAAAUUAAUGGAACCAUUCCAAAAACAGCCAGUCAUACAUGUCCAUGAAAAUAUUGAGAUAAGCCCAAUAGACGAAGAUGAGGAGGAAGAGAAAGUGAUGACGAUGAAAGAUCUAGAACUAGAGCCCAAUUUUCUGGAACCAGUGCAAAAGGAGCCAGCAGUAGCGGUGGUUACACCUGACCGAAGCCCACGGCCCACCUCUGCACCAGCCAUUGCUCAGAGACAUGUUGCUGAACCUACCCCAUCAGCUGCAUCAGAUACCAAGGAAAUAGUAGUAGUUUCUAAAGUGGAGAAGGAAGCUGUGGAAACUGAGGGAAAGUGGGAAGAAAUGCCACCUGAGAAGGCCAAGAUGGAGCCAUCUGAAGUGGCCAAGGUGGGGAAAACACACAUGGAGGUCACAUUGCCUACCACAAAUGGUGACCAGCCCCAGCAGCCUGCAGAAAAAGAGGAAGGUCCGACAAGAAUGAGGAAGAAAAGAUCAAAGAAACUAGAUGGUGAAAACAUUUAUAUCAGGCAUAGCAAUUUAAUGUUGGAGGAACUAGAUAAAACUCAAGAAGAAAUAAAGAAACAUCAUGCUAACAUCAGUGAGCUGAAGAAGAACUUUAUGGAGUCCGUCCCCGAGUCCCGGCCUAGUGAAUGGGAUAAGCGCCUGUCUACUCACUCCCCCUUCAGAACAUUUAACGUCAAUGGGCAGGUCCCCACCGGAGUGGAAGGAAGUCUGUGUGACUUUCUCCCCAAAAUGGAUGUGGAUGCAGUGACAGAGAGGAAAAGUACUAACCCUGACUUUGAAUUGGAGGGCCCAAAGUAUUCAGUAGCCUUUAGUGAGAACCAAAUGUCAACUCCACCAGAGUCUUUACAAAGUCAUGACUUUGGCACUUCCUCCCUAAGCAGGGAGGAGGAGGAGAGAGCUCCUGUAAUCCUUGCGAGCAAGGAUGACCUAACAUGUGAAAAGGGUUAUGCAGGUGUGAAAAAGCAGACAGAUGACACAGAUGAGCAGUCUGAGGUGGAGACUCCUACAAUUUCUGUUUCACCUCCACUGCAUCCCUGUCAGAGAGAGGAGGAGGCAGAGAAUGUUGAAGAAAAUUAUUUUACAAGAGAUCCACUUAGAAAGCUAAAUGGAGAGUGUCACGACUCGAAUAUUGAUGAUGGGCUUCCCACACUCAUUCGCUGUUUUCAGCCACCCCUAGUGAAGACUCAGACAGUUACCAUCUCUGACGUGUCCAAUGCUGUGAAAAGUGAAAUUCCAACAAAAGAAGUUCCCAUUGUUCACACAGAGACCAAGACUAUCACCUACGAAGCGGCACAGACAGACGAUGGCAAUGGGGACUCAGACCCCGGAGUUCUGCUCACUGCUCAGACCAUCACAUCAGAGACCACCAGUAGCACAACCACCACACAGAUUACAAAGACUGUAAAAGGUGGAAUUUCAGAGACAAGAAUUGAAAAAAGAAUUGUCAUCACAGGAGAUGCAGACAUUGACCACGAUCAGGUUCUCGUGCAGGCCAUCAAAGAAGCAAAAGAGCAGCACCCGGACAUGUCUGUGACCAAGGUCGUUGUCCACCAGGAGACCGAGAUUGCUGAAGAAUAGCCAGGCUAGGAGAUGUUUCUCCCUGACUGAGAGAACACCAGAAAGGGAGGAGAGAGCGGUGGGGGAAAAACUGCAGAGAAACUACCUGGAGCACAAAGACCACAGCUUUACAAGAUUUGCUGUCAAUAACUGAACAUUCAUAUCACUUACUAGGAGUUAUGCUUUGACAUUUACUUGGGAUUUUCCAGCAUAUAGUGGAUCCUUUUGAAUAUUUUUAUAUUGUAAAACACAGUAUGCCAUACUUCUCACUGUACUGAAUGUUUGUUUUUUUAAAAAAAAGGUUUUCAGUUUUGCGUUCCCUCAUGCAUAGCCUCCAUAGGUCCUCAUAAUCAGGGUUGGUUCUUAAGUCUUAUUCCUUCAGCCUCAUCAGAUAUACUGGGUUUAAGCCACGCUCGUGCAUAUCUUAGAAACUGCACCUUAGAAUAACAGCUGUUUGAAAACCCCAGUGAUUGAUGGGGCCUUCUGCCAGAAGAAUCAGUUUACUUAGAUGUCAUUGUGUGGUAUUUCUACUUUCCUCUUGCAAUUGGCCCUAGAUAUUUCCAGAAAACUCCAAGUCACGCUACCCAGGUGCACAAAACAGAGUUUCUAUACCUUUACUCUGCACUUCCUUGCUUUUAUGGGUUUUGGUCCAUUGAUGAUGAUUGAACAUAGUGGGGGUUUUUUGUGGUGUAAUAUUCACACAUUUCAGUAGUUGGCUAGAUUAAGGAAUACUGGAAGUUGCUUCACAUCUCUCUUAUACUGUGAAUUCUAGAGCUUUAAGAGAACUGUGACAGGGCACUACCCCUUCCUGCUCCUCAGAGACUGCAUUUCUACUGAAUGCUACCUAUCUAUUUUUGCUUUCCAGAUGCCAUUUAAAUAAGUCUAUAGAAAUGUGUGGUUAAGGGGUUUGGGCUCUGAAUGCUAUAUGGUAGGCUAUGCAGCAUUUGCAAUAGUUGAUUUCUCAGUGUCAGACUUUUAUUUAUGUUUAAUUUUUAAAUAAGUUUGUAAAUCAUGUUUUUUCCAGUACUAUUUAAAGCUAAGCACAUUACCCACAAAUCAGGGCAGAGUGUGUAUAAUCUUAAUUUAAUUUAAAAUCAUCUCUCAGACACUCUCACCUUUCUAGACAUGUAAGCUUGAUUUGGGCUGGCAGUCCAAGACAUUGUCAUAGCUGUAGGUUAUAGCAACCAGUGGGAACAGAGUCAAACUGUUUGGAAAGUGCACGUGCUCAGAUCACUGGCAUUCCCCUCUCCACAUAAAUUAAGGUUCUGUAAUACAUUGGCUCCUUCACUGCCAUGCUGCAAUGAAACACCAGGGCCAGAGCUGGCUGCAGUUUUCAGCUUCUGGAUGAUGGUGCAUUCAGGUCUAUAAUGACAGCUGCUGGUUUUAAAACACCCCAUGUACUUUACCAAUAAAGCACUGAAAGUAUUAUUUCUAGAUACUCCUGUCAUAUCCACUAUAGCAGCUUAUGGCAUACUUAGUAGAGGUUGUUUUUUUUAAUUGUAAUAAUUUUUAAAGUAUUUUUAGAGAGAAUGUGUGUGAAUAGAAUUUUCUACGUGGAGAUGAUCCAUAAAUUUGUAAGGUGACCACUGUGGUGUUAAUCAUGAUUUUCAAAAUGAGAGAGUAAUGCUUUUAUGGGGGUAGACAGCAGCAGGAGAUCACCACCACCUGUUUGGAUUUAAUGGAAACCUCUUAAUCAUGCCCUGGUUUUUCUUUCCAGCAAUAUUUUAAAGUUUUGUAAUGAAUAGAGUUGCGAGCAAUAUUUUUUUAAAGAUAGAGCUUUGAAGUUGUAAUUCUGUAUUUGGUGUGGCAUACCUCUAGCCGUGAGGGAGAAGAGCCCUUUGCUGCUAAGCUACAUUCCAGGAUGAGAAGAAACUGGCAGUAAGUGCUUUACUGAAAGUUUGACAAUGUUUUUUGUUUUUUUAAAAAGAGGUAGAAGACUGAGCUAGACUCAACGACUUACUAUUUGAUUGAAAAAUUGUCUUUAAAUGGCACUGUCUUCACAAUUAAAAUUGCACCCCACCUUAAAGUAAAUUGUUAGUAUUGGCUGGAGACACUGUCUUUGAAAGGAUUAUGGAGCUGCUUGAAUACUGGUGUAGUUAUCAGCAUCUUGCUUCCUAUGAAGGCAGCUGUUUUGGGGGAUGCUACUUUACCUCCUCUAGGCAGACAUUUAAAUGUGCAGUUUGCUGGUGAACUGCAAUUUAGACCCCCUUUCAGUCUCUCAGGGUUGCACCCUUUGGCUGACAAACCUGGUUUCCUGCUCUGGGUGGAACCACAUGGUCUUUAGACGGGAGCUCCAGGCCCUCUGUUUACCAGCCACAAAAAUCUGACAGGCCCAACCUGAUUGUGCAUCUGUAAGGCAAUUUCCUCCCAGAAUAAGCUUGCAGUGACACAAUUUUGUCAAAACAAAGCAUUUCACUCGUUCAUCCGAAAGGUAUAUAGCACAGAGGGUUAGUAAGGGCUUGUCUACGCUUUGGGUUAAACCAGGCUUCAGAGAGCACACUAGGGAAAGCGCUCCAGUCUGUCCACACUGAGAGCUGAAAGCGCACUGGCAUGGCCACAUUUGCAGCACUUGCAGCUGUAUUGGGAGUGGUGCGUUAUGGGCAGCUAUCCCAGCUUUCAAGUGGCUGCAGUGUGCUUUUCAAAUGGGGGGGUGGAGUGUGUAUGUGGGGGGAGAAAGAGUGGAUUUUUGGGGUGCUGAGAGCUUGUCAGCAUGCUGUCUUGUAAGUUCAGAUCCACUCCUUCCCCCACCUCUCUCACUCACUCAAAGCAAACAUUAGCUGUUUGUUUUUUUUCUCGGACCAGAUAAGCAGCCGGCACUCCCAAACGGAGCUUGGGAGGAAUGCGGAAGUGGCCCUUUCAGAGUUCACAACAAAGACAAGAGAGGCCACUCAAUCAAAGCCUGUCACGUAACUCCUCAAUUACACUGGAGCUGCAGCGUCUCACCCAAUACGCAACAGCUGUUAAUCCUCUCGUGGAAGUGGAGUACCAGGAGCACUCCAUGUGCCUUGCCAGUGUGGACAGGGAGUAAGGUUGAGAGCUCUAGGAGGCUUUAUUGCAGUAUAAUGUGCAAGUGCAGGCAAGCCCUAAGAGGCCUAUAUGUAUGAGUCAACCUCUCUAACCAUAGCUUAGGUAGGCCCAGUUUAUACCAGCCCCUGCUCCUGAAUCUGAGGGUUAGUUUGCAUCUCCACAGCCCUUUUCAGUCUGCUGCCAAACCUGUCUCCCCUUCCCUUUCUUAGGGGCAAAUCCUACAACUGGCUACUGUCUUACUAAGGCUGAAAAGGGAGGGGUAAAAACAUCUCUGUAGCUUUGCUGGCUCCUGGUGAGUACAACUAAUAAUCUGGCAGGUGUGGUUGAGCAUUUGCUGGGAUGUUCAUUAUCUAGGUCAUUGUUUUGCCUUUCCUGUUUGGUUGCUCUAACAUGCUAUUGCAAGCAGUAUGCACAAUAUUCAUAAAAAGUUUCCUAGUUCUUCAUAGCUGGCUUCAUGGGACUUUUAGAGCCACCAAAUGUUUAAUCUGCUCAUAGCACUUAAAGGCAUAUAGUGGUUGUGAAGGUUUAGAUAUGCCACUUUAAGUAGUGAAGGAAGUACUAAGGACCUUGACACAGCUGUAACUUAGUUCACACCCAGCCUUGUUCAAUAAAGCAGAGGCAGCACGAAGUUUGAUCUUACUUUAAAAAAAAAAAAAUCAUCUCCUAAGGAACAGAAAUUUUGACUUGUCUAAGAUCCAGAAGAGUUUCUUGUUGGUGAGAAGUUUUUCCUUUCCCAAACAAUGGUGCACAAGCAUUUCCUAGCAUGUUACAGGCUUCUGCCUUGGCAGUAGUACCCUUCUUAAAAAGGGACAAGACAUAGAAUAGUAGAACUUUUAGAUAGCGUUAAGUGCGCUUGUUUCUUCUGUUCACCCUUUGAUAUUACACAUCAGUGCUCUCUUCGUGGGACAAAACACAGUGCAAACCAAACUGGCUUCUGAAGGCAGGCCAAACUUUUCCCCUUGGGCACUGGUGACCUUUCAGUAGGGAUUCCUAGCUGCCACACCCAGGCAACCCCAGCAUACCUCUGAGGAGCAAGUUUUUACAAGCAGAAGGUUCUCCUAGUCCAGAAUUCCUUGGAGAGGAAUAGGGGUUGCCACUGGGACUGCUCCUGCUGAAGCAGUUGAGCUUUUCAUAGAGGGACAGGGAAGAAAAUAGCUUUUAGUAAGAUUCCCUCUACCUACUACUACUAACUAAAUUAACUUCUACCUUUGCAAGACAGGGCUGCAAAACUGCUUGUGCCCCAUCCCACUUUUCACCUUUUUCUCCUACAAUGAGUUGAUCAGAUUGAGUUUUAAAAUUUGGUCCACCAUGAACUGUGAAUUUCCAGGGACCAGCGCUGCUCAUGUCAAUGUAACGUGAACAAGGUCUGUAUUGAUAAGAUAUGAAUGUUCUCAGCUAUUCCCAGUCCAGGAGGUAAGCCAGAGACUGGCUUGAUUGUAUAGUAUACACUUUACGGAAGCUAUUUAUAUAUGAAUGAAUGUAUAGAAAGGAAGGCAGGAGAAGCAAGACCUCUGAUUAAUUAACCUGGAAAGGCAGCUUUGGUUUCCAGACUGCAAUCUCCAAGCAAUACAGCUGUAUUAAAGGACUGACUGAGUUUUGAUUUUAGUAAACUUUAGUUUGCUGAUUUCAUACAAUGUACAAUUACCUUAAGAGAUGUUUGUGUCCCAACCGUGGGGUUUUUUACAAGUUUAAUCAAAAUUUAGUUGCAAAUAUGAAGGAGCUUUGUACAUUUUUUUUAAAACAAUUGUGAAUUGUCUAGAAUAGCUGUUUACAUCUUUUCUUUACAACAAAUAGGAAAUAUCACAACAGACUUAAAACUGGCAAAUCUUUAUAGAUUGAAUAGUAAAUGACAGAAGCUGUUGUUUUGGACUUUUGUAGUAAUUCAAAGGGAAAGUUGCUUUAGUGUUUAGACAGACCUAAGUGUUAAUAUUGUUUCUUGUAUUGCAUUUUUCAAUAAUUUUUCAAACUAC
Messenger RNA from Chelonia mydas (Green sea turtle), 8638 nucleotides. RefSeq names its product erythrocyte membrane protein band 4.1 (gene EPB41). The coding region runs from base 207 to 3662 and encodes 1151 amino acids. Gene Ontology annotation, biological process: cortical actin cytoskeleton organization. The transcript has 25 exons. Gene Ontology annotation, molecular function: actin binding; structural molecule activity. NCBI's taxonomy places the organism in Eukaryota, Metazoa, Chordata, Testudines, Cheloniidae. The record is from RefSeq and is a predicted model, not a curated record. Gene Ontology annotation, cellular component: cytoskeleton; plasma membrane.